GGGUGCCAGAAGGGGCGGGCACGUCCAGGCGUCACCGGUCGCUCCUAACCUGUCAACGCCAAAAUAAAGGCAGCUAAAACUUUCCCUGCUCGGACACUACUUCAUCCUAAGGAAUAUGCAAUGACGCCCAUCAGGAAAUAAUAAUGUGAUGAGGAAACCCCAUAACCACCCACCACGUUGGCUGUUACCGCAAUGCCCGGUGCUCGGCGGUGUUCCGGCUCUCGCUGGGGGGGUCGCAGCUAAGGGAGCUAGUGGGCUGUUAGCUACCAGGCUAGCCGAGGCGCUAGCUUAAGAGUGGUACAGAAAGUGAAGAAGACGGCGGCUAAAGGCGACCUUUACGGACAUAUGCAACUGAUUUCAGGUGAGUGAUGGAAACCAGAGAGUUGACCGUGGUGGCCGGCAGCUUCGUCACCUUCCAGCUGCUCUUCUCGGUGGUCAGUCCGCUGCUCUCUGCGGUCCUCACGCCCGCCUAUGGCCUCGUGCCCGCUAACAAGCUCACAGAGUGGAAUUCGAGGCUUGUUUCCACAGUCCAUGCGCUGGUCGUUGGGCUCUUCUGUCUCUACAUCCUUUGUUUCGACGACAAAGUCAACGCCGACCCUGUCUGGGGAGACCCCACUCUUGUGAAGCUCAACGUAGCCAUCACCUGUGGCUACCUCGUCUAUGACCUGGUGCUGCUGGCAUGUAACUGGAGCACCAUGGGAGACGGCUUCUUCGUGUGUCACCACUUGGCGGCGCUCUACGCUUACGGAUACGUCCUGACUCGAGGCGUACUUCCCUACUUUGCCAACUUCCGUCUCAUUUCAGAGCUGUCCACACCGUUUGUGAAUCAGAGGUGGUUCUACGAGAUGCUGAAGUACCCGCGCUCCCACCGGCUGGUGGUGCUGAACGGCGUGGCCAUGGCGGUGGUCUUCUUCCUGGUGCGCAUCGCCGUCAUGCCGCCUUACUGGGCCAGCGUGUUCGCCACCUUCGGGACGGAGAGCUUCGCGCGGCUCGGCCUGGGCGCCCAGGUGGCCUGGAUCUCGUCCUGCAUCGCGCUGGACGUCCUCAACACCAUCUGGAUGUACAAGAUCGCCCGCGGCUGCUACAAGGUGCUGACGGGCGCCGCCGCGCGGCGCUCCAAGGCGGCGCCGGAGCCGGAGCCACUGGCGGCGCCGCCGCCGUCGCCGCCGCAGGACGCCGUGAAGAACCACGCCGACUGAAGCCGCCGGAGGUGGAGAUCAACGGUGGUGGUGCAGGGGGAGGGGGGGGGUGGGGUUCAAUGUCUUGAACCCCCCCCUCACCCACCCACCUGACCCAAUCAGGCCCCCUGGAGUUCGACUGACAAGCACACGCUAAAGUAACCCGGUCGUGUCCCCCCCCCUCCCUCCCUGUUCCAGCAUCACUACUCCCUUAUCUACUACUACUACUACUACUACUAAUAAUACUCCCUUUCUUUCCCUCACCCUGCCCCUAGUUUCUCUCUCUCUCUCUGCCUUCGACUGAAGGGCCCGAGAGUCCAGAAAAGCAAUAAUUGCAGUGGAAGGAAAAAUCAGCGGAUUUGAUCAGAAUCACUUUCUCCUCACCGCCACCUCCUGUCCGUCAUUAUCACCUCCACCUCCCCGUCGCCACCUCCUCCUGCCCCUCACUCAUCACUACCACCCCCGUCCUCUGCUUCCUCUAUCCCCCCCCCCCACCCUCCCCCAGUCUUGUUGAUGAAGCUAUGAAAACAGUUUCUGUCGUCUUGUUAUGGUCCGGUUUAUUCUGCAGUCCUCCCAUCGUUCCCCCAUCUCCCCGAGCCCCGCGACUCAGAACAGAGGUCUCCAGGAAACACACAACCAGACAACCAGACACACGGACACACGGACAGACACACAGACCAGGGUGUCACGUAGGCCGGGGACGCUAGGACACCAGCUCACAACGCCCUUUGACCUCUGACUGGUGGGUGUGGGGGGGCCAACAGUGCGUGCUCCGGUCGGGAGCAGAGGGGGGACACUGACAUCGACUCAGUAUUUCUCAUGCGGGACACGGAGGCUGGCUACCCUGGGACCCCCCCCACCACACACACACACACACACACGGCGUCCCCCGCGCCCCGGUCCGAUGAGACCCCUCAACAGUUAAUCACAAACCUCUGCCUCAGCGGCCAGGGGAUACUUCGGUUGAGCCGGUUGUUUUGGUUGCGUUCUACCUCUCUUCCCUGCCUUAUAAAGACUACAGGAGGACUCACUCCAGCCCUCUGCGUUCACUGUCGCACUCAGCCCAAUGGUUAUUGCUUGUGUGUGUGUGUGUGUGUGUUUUUUGUUUUUCAUUUUCCCGUACCGAGGGGGUUUUAGUAAUGGGAAGAAUCAAAUCCGAUGUGUAUCUCCAUCACUCGUUCAUUGAACCCAAGAGAGCUUUUUAUCUUCUUUAUUCUCUUUGUUCUUCUUUUGCUCUCUCUCUCUCUCUCUCUCUCUCUCUCUCUCUCUCUCUCUCUCUCUCUCUCUCUCUCUCUCUCUCUCUCUCUCUCUCUCUCUCUCUCUCUCUCUCUCUCUCUCUCUCUCUCUCUCUCUCUCUCUCUCUCUCUCUCUCUCUCUCUCUCUCUCUCUCUCUCUCUCUCUCUCUCUCUCUCUCGUGUCGCUUCAGUCGAUUAGCUCUGGAGAUUUCCUCUGCCACCCCCGUUCAUACGCUAACGUUGACAUGCUAGCGUUUAUCUGCUAGCUCACGGGCAUCUCCGUGGUUCUUAGUGACGCUGUGACGUCUAUACACGCGUGCGUUCGGCGUGUGCUGUACAAUACUCCCCGCACAGAAUGUCUGUCCCGUGAAUGAUCCUGGUAUACUAUUAUACAGAGAACGACAGAUAAUCACACAUGCUCAAUCGGUUCGGGAGUAGAGCCCCGAGGUGGCUAGCCAUGUGCUAACAUAAGCAGCUAGCUGCUUGUUCUGGUUUUAGUUUUUACUAUAACUUUGGAUCAUUGAUAACCUCGCUAUAAAGCAUGAUUAAUAUACAAUUUUUUUGGAGGCCUUAGGAAAAAUAGAUUGAAUAGAUGAAUGAGACCUCUAAAUAUACACGAUUUUAAUGUUAAUCCAACGAUUUAAUGUUAAUCCAACAAGGGUUUCUCUACCCCGAUUUCUUUUUUUUAUAAGUCUAGUGCGUUGUGUCUCUUCUUCAGAGCAGAGUAUAUGCAUGUAUUGGUUUAUUUAUGUGUGCUGCUCUGGGUUAGGGCCAGAGGUCGUCUGAGAAGUCGACCGAUCUCUUCCUUCAAAGAGGAGGGGUUGUCCAGGGAUAAAGACCGCCCAGUAAUAAUUGCCCAGUAAAAAUUUGAAAUUACUCUAAUCUGAAUUGACUAGGUCUUGGGAGAAGGCUGGGUCUAUUUUUGUUUCAGUUUGACCCCCUUUCGGUCGGUCAGUUGGUGGAGGUGUGCGGUCGUGCGAUGAAGGACGACAGACUCACUGUGUAACCUCUACAUCAGGCGAACCCUGACCCCCUUUCUGUCUGCCUGCCUCUACCAACCUGUCUGUCUGCCUGCCUCUACCAGCCCGUCGGUCUGCCUGUCCCUACCGGUUCGUUUGCCUCUAGCUGUCAUCGGUCUGUCUGCCUCUAGCGGCCUGUCCCCAUUACCUGUCUCUCUGUCCGUCUCUACCUGUCUGUCUGUGGCUUCACACCAGCAGGGGCUGUGAUUUGUCUAACAACCCUUUUCUUUGUUCUUUUAGCAUGACCUUUGCCCUUUUUUAAAGCUGAAAUCCCCCCCCCCCCCCCCCCCCUCCUUCUAUAUUCCUAAUAUGAAUACUGUAUAUAAUGUAUAUGUAUACUGUAUAUAUGUAAAAGUAUACUGUAUAAUGUAUAUGUAUACUGUAUGCAUAUAUUUUUGUAACCUGCCUGCACAAUGAAUAAUCCGGCCAAGUAUUAUCGUAGACAUCAUCUGAGGGGGGUCUCCUUCCUGGAGGGGGGGGGGGGAAUCAUGUGUGUGGACGGGGGUCUGGCUCCUGUGAAUGUGAUGCGGCAUAAUGAGCAUCUUUUAAUGCCCAUGGGGAUGAGACUGGAACUCUCAAUGAACACACACGCGCAUUAAAUUAUAUUUUGGACUUCUUCCUCGUGUUUUGGGGUCGCGGACGAGCCGAGAUCCUGUACUCCUGUCCGGCUGACCUCUGGAACUUUAAAAGCUGUGAAUCCGUUACAACGGUGACUACAUCGAGGGUCUGACAUGGAGAGGGGGGCGCGGGUGGUGUGGUGGGGACCCCGUCAUGAGACUGAUAAGGAGGAGCUGGGAUAACGUCAUCAUCGGCCCGUUUUUGUGUCGUAGUUUUAUUUGUCUUUUAUUUUUGUACGCCACCUUUGGAUGCCUUUUUGAGUUCAGACUGGUACUAGGACUCUGGUUUCAGAGGGUGUCCCGUGGAUCUCUGCCUCCGUAGGGGUGGGGGGGGGGGUCCCGGGUACAGAUCAGGUGGCUGGGGUGGGGGGGCGGGGGGGUUGGAGGGUAGGUGUGAUCUCAAUACAAUCGUUACAAUGCAAACGGUGAGGGCGGGGUUGGGGAGGGAAUAAUUGUUUUGGGAAGUUACAAAUUGUCGAUAAAGUUGUGAUUGAUUUGGUGAGGGCAGAUUGUAGAGGCGUAACGAAGAUGCCUGCCGGCUCGCGAUUGGUCCGUUUGACCCGCUGCUCAGUGGGAGCAGAGGAGGCGUCCGAUUGGAUAGCGCCGGACUCUUAACCGCCAUGCUGAGAGGUCACCUGGUACCCAGGGCGACAAGGUCAAUCGAUCCUAUUGUAGAGAUCGGCGGCAUACAGACUUACCAAGUACAACGGCACUUUUUGAUCUUGUACUAACGAUGCACAAUGUGUUAGAAUUGAGAAUAGCCUGACUUAAUGAGGUUGGGUUAAUCGAACAGAAAACAUGAUCUGAAUGAGAAUGAUUAGAGUGAAAACAAUUAAAAUCUUGCCAGUGAAGCUUCUGAUCUUCUUA
Molecule: messenger RNA, 4916 nt
Organism: Gadus morhua (Atlantic cod)
Lineage: Eukaryota; Metazoa; Chordata; Actinopteri; Gadiformes; Gadidae
Gene: tlcd4b
Product: TLC domain containing 4b
Exons: 7
Coding region: 369-1199 (276 amino acids)
Biological process (GO): lipid homeostasis
Cellular component (GO): membrane; endoplasmic reticulum
Source: RefSeq, a predicted model, not a curated record